Cooperia oncophora is the source of this 660-nucleotide messenger RNA. NCBI's taxonomy places the organism in Eukaryota, Metazoa, Nematoda, Chromadorea, Rhabditida, Trichostrongylidae. The record is from the annotation of a GenBank genome assembly.
AUGCUCCCAUAUCGGCAGCUGCGUGGACACCAAAUGCGCAGGGGUCAACACGACCACCCUGCUCUUCCGGAACUGAUGGAAGCCAACCUUUUUCCCGGAGUGACAUACUGCGUUGAGAGUUGCGGAGGACCAGGCUGCGGAUGCUUCUACCUCAGCAGCGGAUGCCUAUUCUACCGCGUCUUCAUGAAACCUGAGAGCACCGAAAUCUUCGAGAUAUUCAGCUGCUCACGCUGGAGAGAGGAAGUCGUUCUUCACAUAACAGUGACAACGGAUAAGAAGACCACCGUGAACGAAGCCAGGCAUCUCCGACCGACUAUAUCAGUACAACACCAAUCAUUGAAAAGUUCCACUCAGUUCGAUUACCGUACCACCCUCAGCCAGUGUUGCACACGACUUUUCAUAGCCGCCAGGACAAGACGUGCUAUGGAUGGAAAUCAGCUACCGCCACUACAGUGCACUUCGAACAGGGAGGCGGAAGCUAUGGCAUGUGACGUUCACCCCAUCUGCAACUGCCAUUUAGGACAUACUGGAACAACGCUGCUGUUCAUAUCCUGGUACAAGUUUGGAAUCACGGUCCAUGGUAUUGCUUGUCUCAGCAUAGCCGAUUGGCUUUUUUCUCUUGGAAGCUUCGGACUUACGAAUGUGCUUCACAUAAUGUAG